CCUCAUUUUGUGUGUAUUGUUGAUAUCGUAGAUAUUGAAGAUGAGAUAGUUGUUCAAAGAAAGAUCUGUUAUCUCGUCUGUUUUGUAGUCGCAUUUUUUUCUCAGACGCUGCUGCUGAUGUGGCCUCGCUCGAUAUAAACCCCAUCACGUGCUCACGCGCGACUCCGCCCGGUAUAAAUCCCACUGCUAACCACAAGCAGAAAAGAAAACAACACAAAAGCUGAGGACCCAUGUUUGCGCGUCAAGAACCUGCUCUCGAGCGGAUCUGAACUCUUGCGGUUGGUGAAUUAAAGAGUCUAAAGAAAGCCGAGAUAUAUUCCUGCUGCUGCUGAUCACCGCUUUCUCUGCGCUGUAUCCAGGAUGCCGGCGCCGUUCUUGUCUUACGACUGUUCGCGCCCUGUGCACGCCUACGCGACGCAAAACUUCCCGCUGCGGAGCUGGACAGCUCCCGCGGUAGCCGCGAUGGAGCACGUUCUCGGUCCGUCGAACGAGUACGGCUCGUGGACUGCGCUGCCGACGCCGGACGAUCUCGAGGCAGGGCUGGUGGCGGUGCGACGCGCGGAUCCGGCGUCGGCGGACGUGGUGCCGGUGCAGCUUGUGCUGGAGUUGCUGGAGCGGCAGUAUGCGCGCACGGUGAUUCUCGUGGAGGCGAAUACCCAGUUGCAGAGAGAGAUCAGGAGUCUUCAGAGUCAGGUCCAGAGUUGGCCGGCUUCGCACGCUCAUGAACAUACACCCUACCCGUCCCAGCAGACAACUGGAAACCCACAGUACCAUUCUAGUAGAUCUGAAUUCUACACCAGCCCACAGCAACUACCCUCAUACACCCCAACCUCCCGCACCCACGGCGCCUCACCCAGCGCAGAAAGCAGCCUCGACGGCACCGUCAGCCCCGCCUCGACAACCUCCGCCUCGUCGCCGACCGCAUCAACAGCAGCAGCAGUUGCCGCGGCCGCGCACGACUUUGCGCCGGCGCAUAGUCUUGAAACUUCGGCAAAGCGUACGUUCGAUCAGAUCACUGGAUCGGUCAGCAGCGGCGUGCGCUUGUCGUCGGAUCUGGUCGCGCAGCAUGUUGACCCUAGUAUCGUUUUGGUGCGGCCGGCGCUGCUUGAAAGUGUGAAUGGUGGUGGGAUCGAUGGGAAACUACCGCGACCUAUGAAGCGAACGCGGAAGCAGAAAAAUAUAAUGUGAUGCGUCGUUGUACAGUGAGCA
Myxozyma melibiosi is the source of this 1209-nucleotide messenger RNA. RefSeq lists its product as uncharacterized. Lineage: Eukaryota; Fungi; Ascomycota; Lipomycetes; Lipomycetales; Lipomycetaceae. Bases 361 to 1188 code for a protein of 275 amino acids. The transcript has a single exon. The record is from RefSeq and is a predicted model, not a curated record.